This is a messenger RNA of Uncinocarpus reesii 1704, 654 nucleotides long. RefSeq names its product 60S ribosomal protein L10a. NCBI's taxonomy places the organism in Eukaryota, Fungi, Ascomycota, Eurotiomycetes, Onygenales, Onygenaceae. Gene Ontology annotation, molecular function: RNA binding; structural constituent of ribosome. Gene Ontology annotation, cellular component: large ribosomal subunit. Gene Ontology annotation, biological process: translation. The coding region runs from base 1 to 654 and encodes 217 amino acids. The record is from RefSeq and is a predicted model, not a curated record. The transcript is spliced from 4 exons.
AUGUCUAAAGUCACAGUCGCUGGCGUGCGCCAAAAUGUGCAGCAACUUCUGGAUUAUUCCAACAACCAGAAGAAGAGAAAUUUCCUCGAGACCGUCGAACUCCAGAUUGGCUUGAAGAACUAUGACCCCCAGCGUGACAAGCGUUUCUCUGGCACUAUCAAGUUGCCAUCCGUCCCUCGCCCUGGAAUGAGCGUCUGUGUUCUUGGUGACCAGCACGACAUUGACCGUGCCAAGCACCACGGCGUCGAUGCCAUGUCCGUUGAUGACUUGAAGAAGCUCAACAAGAACAAGAAGCAGAUCAAGAAGUUGGCCCGCAAAUACGAUGCCUUCCUUGCCUCCGAAACCUUGAUCAAGCAGAUUCCUCGUCUCUUGGGUCCAGGUCUCUCCAAGGCCGGUAAAUUCCCUACUCCUCUCUCGCACAACGAAGAUCUCGCCAACAAGAUCAACGAUGUCAAGUCCACCAUCAAGUUCCAGCUCAAGAAGGUGCUCUGCAUGGGUGUUGCUGUUGGAAACGUUGGCAUGACUGAGGAUGAGUUGAUUUCCAACAUCAUGUUGGCCAUCAACUACUUGGUCUCUUUGUUGAAAAAGGGAUGGCAAAACGUUGGCAGCUUGACCAUCAAGGCUACCAUGUCUCCUCCUAAGAGACUCUACUAA